ACUUAGAUUCUUUAGAAAAAAAGUAAAUGCUAUAAAACUGUGUCGUAUUGAAAUAAUUUCAUAUUGAACAGAUUAACUGGUUUAUAACUAAGAGAUAAGUGUGCAUCAUAGAACCUCUGCGCUUUACUCUUUUGAAGUAAAAUAUAAAACUUACCGUGCAAUAGCAAAAUUGUGCAAUAACAAACUUGAAAAAAUAAAACCAAAAAGUUGAAAGUGUUGAAAAGUAAAAAAAAAAAACAAAAAAAUGGCAGCUUAUGCACAAUUCGGAUAUGGCGGCUAUCCUUCGGCAUCACAGCUGUUGUCCGCCAAUCUCACGCAGUCACCGCAAACGGGCGACUCACCAAACACACCCAACACCGCAGCAAUGGCCGGCUCUGGCGGUGCCAAUGCGCCUGCGCUCAGUCCUACGAAUGUCGGUGAGUGUCGUGUGAAUAGCGGCGCAGGCGGUUCUGCGGAUGUGCCCAGUGGUGCAAUGAGUCCGGAUGGGCUUUCGCAAAACUCCAACAACACAACUGGCGGUGCUGGUGGCUUAAAUAAUCCUGCUAGCGGUGGCGCACUCGAUGGCAGUGUUGGCGGUGUUACUGCUGCCGGUUUGGGCGUUAUUGGUCCCGGUGGUGCUGGUGGUGGCUCUUGCUGCGAGAACGGACGUCCCAUUAUGACAGACCCGGUAUCGGGUCAAACCGUAUGUUCGUGUCAAUAUGACUCGGCGCGUUUGGCGCUCUCCAGCUACUCGCGCUUGCCAGCGGCCAGCGUUGGCGUUUAUGGCACACCCUAUCCGUCGACGGAUCAAAAUCCCUAUCAGAGUAUUGGUGUGGACAGUUCAGCCUUCUAUUCGCCUUUGAGCAAUCCGUAUGCAUUGAAAAAUUCAGCAACUGGCACAGAAAUGACUGCUUGGACAUCAGCUGGGCUGCAACCAACCACCGGAUAUUACUCAUACGACCCGAUGUCCGCUUAUGGUUAUGGUCCCAGCUAUGAUUUGGCUGCACGUCGUAAAAAUGCAACACGCGAGUCAACAGCCACACUAAAAGCUUGGCUCAAUGAACACAAAAAGAAUCCCUACCCAACCAAAGGUGAGAAGAUUAUGUUGGCCAUCAUUACAAAGAUGACGCUGACACAGGUCUCCACAUGGUUUGCGAACGCCCGACGACGUCUUAAGAAGGAAAAUAAGAUGACUUGGGAGCCAAAGAAUCGCACAGACGACGAUGACGAAGCGAUGGUUUCCGAUGAAGAGAAGGAGAAGGACGAAUUGGAAAGUGAGAAGAUGUCACAUGGCAUGCAUAGUGGCAGUAUUGGUGGGGGGCAGCGAAAAGAGCUUGAAAAAGACGACGAAGAACUGCAGGAUGAUGAGUCAAAAUCCUUAGGAUCACACACGAAUGAACUUCGUAAUCAAGGCAUCGGUUUUGCGGGUGCCAGCGUUGGUAGUGCUCCGAGCGGUGUCUACCAUGGUUCCGAUGGCACAUCAAAUCAUCCACAUAACUACCAUCCCUACCAUCACCAACAUCCCGCUUACUAUCAGCACCAGCAGGCACUACUGGCAGCUAGCGGCUAUCCGACCGGUGGCAUGCCCACCAGCAAUAAUAACAAUAACAUAAACAAACAUGAUGGUAGUGAUCCAAAAAACCAGCUGAGCCGGGACUGUGGCGUGCCGAUUCCAGCAAGCAAGCCCAAAAUCUGGAGUUUGGCCGACACAGUCGCCUGCAAGACACCACCGCCAGCACAAGCGGCAGCAUAUAUGGGCCAGACGCAGCAGCAGCAGCAUCAGCACCAACAACAGCUUCAACAUCCAAUGCAGCAGGCACACAUGAACAGCAGCGGAGUGGGCAACCAUAUGGGAUUGUCACAGCAGCAGCAGCAGCAGCAGCUGCCGCCGCCGCCACCUCCGCAUCAACAACAGAUGCAACAGCCGUCAGCGCUGGGGGCACCACCACCACCGGCAACACAUAUGAUGAUGAGCAAUUACGGCGCCGGCACAGCCUUCUCGCGGGCGCCGCCUACCACAGCUUACGGGGGUUUUCUAGGGGCUACAAUGCAGCAGCUACAUACUACGAACAAUACCCCAUACAACAACGGCAGCAGCAACAGCAACAACAACAACUCCAAUCUGCCACACAACAGCAGCAACAUUAUCAACGGCAGCAGCAACAACAACAACAACAACGGUACCAAUAUCAUCCCUAUCAGCACGCGUAUCACGGCAAAUACUACGGCUCAGUCGGCGGCAGCAGCGGCAGCGUCGCAUCCAGCGCCAACACACAUGCGCCCGAGCCACAACAACAACAACAACACCAGCGCACCACAUCAUCCGUACGGAGCGGCUCAGCGGGGGAUGGGGUUUCCCGAAGCCCAACCCGAUACUCCACCCCAAACUCCGCCGAAUAUGAAACUGCAGAGCGUGGCAGCGAACCUUUUGCUUACCGCUUCGCAAAUCCCUACGAUCGCUACUUGUCGCAGUAAUGGCAAUGCCGGUGGCAAUGGUGUAGGCAUGAUUGCGGGUUCAGCGUACGGUUCAGCUAAUGGCAUGCAUGGUUAUGCCAUGAACUAUUCGACGCGUUUCGGCGAGUACUCGCCACGCGACGAGAGCUCGAGCGGUUCGAGCAGUUGCAGCUCAACGGAUUCACCACGUUCGCAACCGCAUGAUUCGCCAUACAAGGCGGCAUAUAAAAGCCAACAACUCGCUGGUUUUGUAUCGCCUGUUUAAGCGCCGUAAAAUUCGGAAUCUUAGCAUCAUGACUCUUGAGAUUUGCUAACAGCAAGUUUUUCCAUUCUGUUUCUUUCUUUUUGCAGACUUUUCCUCCACUUCUAACAUCUGGGACAUUGUGCAAAUAUAAUUCAACUGAAAAAUAUAUAAAAAAAAUUCAGUAAAAAUUAUUUAAAUUUACUCAGAUCUAUUAUUAAACUGUUAUAAUUUUGAGCAUAUGAAAUUUACAAAAAUUAAUUACUAAUCGACUUACAUGUAGUAAGUUAUAAGUGUAAAGCUAGUUAAGCUCGUAGAUCAUGCAAACAUUUAACAGCAAAUUGAAAAGUGAAAAAUAUAAACAUUAUCCUUGCAUUAAUAAAUUUCGAAAUAAAUACAUAUGUAAGCGUUAAGUAAAAUUUUCGACUGUGAUAAACUACUGACAACUUGUUAGUUUACUUUUUGAGUGUAAUCUGUAUUGUACUAGUACAUACACCCACAUACACAUUGUGCAAAUAUACAUUACAAAUCCAUACAUACACACGUAACAAUAUUUA
Molecule: messenger RNA, 3231 nt
Organism: Bactrocera latifrons
Lineage: Eukaryota; Metazoa; Arthropoda; Insecta; Diptera; Tephritidae
Product: homeobox protein araucan
Exons: 7
Coding region: 245-2698 (817 amino acids)
Biological process (GO): cell development; neuron differentiation; regulation of transcription by RNA polymerase II
Cellular component (GO): nucleus
Molecular function (GO): DNA-binding transcription factor activity, RNA polymerase II-specific; RNA polymerase II cis-regulatory region sequence-specific DNA binding
Source: RefSeq, a predicted model, not a curated record